Messenger RNA from Filobasidium floriforme, 2917 nucleotides. RefSeq names its product bacterial alpha-L-rhamnosidase-domain-containing protein. Bases 244 to 2856 code for a protein of 870 amino acids. Gene Ontology annotation, biological process: carbohydrate metabolic process. The transcript has 2 exons. Lineage: Eukaryota; Fungi; Basidiomycota; Tremellomycetes; Filobasidiales; Filobasidiaceae. The record is from RefSeq and is a predicted model, not a curated record.
CCGAGAGCCGAGAAGCGUUUCACGUGGCGCGCGCGCUGCGCGAUCUGGCGACGCCAACGCCGAGACCGUUUCGGGACGUGUUUCCACCGAAACUCCGCGAAAAGGUGCGGACCGAUACAUGGUCCGAUCGUGGAACCGUUCUCGUUAAAGAAGGGUCAAGGGUGUAUCUGGAAACACCUGGGAUUAUCAGCUGAGCAGACAGGAUGUCAUAGCAAUUGACAAUCGCUUCCACUCUUUACGAGCAUGCCUGAAUCACUGGACGUUCAGAUCGACAGACUCUCAGUCGAGAGCUACGAAUCGGGGUUCGCCAUCGGUCACGCAUCUCCCCGUCUGUCUUGGAGAUUCAAAGGCGACACUCGGGACUGGAAGCAAGCUUCGUACGAUAUCGUCGUCGAGCGCGGAGGUCACAAGCACGAAUCUUCAGUCACAUCGGAUCAAUCGAGGCUGGUUCAAUGGCCGGUCGAGCCUUUGAAGGCGCGAGAGAGAGCCAAGGUGGCUGUCAGAGCUAAAGGUCGCGAUGGCUCGACUACGGAGUGGGCGAGUCUCGACUUGGAAACUGCGCUCCUGUCCUCCCAAGAUUGGAAGGCUGUUCCCGUCACGGGCGAGAAACAAUCAGUCUCGGAGACCAAGCAGCCUUUCCAGGUGCGCAAGACGUUUGACCUCAGGGCAAAGCCGUCUCGAGCGAGACUCUACGUCACCUCGCUCGGACUGUACGACGCGACCAUCAACGGCAAGCGCGUCGGAGAUCAUGUCCUCGGUCCAGGCUGGCAGAGCUACAGACAUCAUCUGAACUUUCAGACGUUUGACGUCAGCGAUCUGCUCCAGGUGGGCGAGAACGUCAUCGCAUCUUACGUCGGCUCCGGAUGGUACAGCGGUCGUCUAGGUUGGCGGGAAGGUCACCGCAACGUCUAUGGCCAGCGGAACGCCUUGAUGGCGCAACUCGAGGGAGACGAUGGUGAAUUGAUCGUCGCGACCGAUUCCUCUUGGGAAUGGUCAUACGGCAACAUCCUCGCCGCCGAAUUAUACGACGGAGAGACCUUCGACUCACGACCCGUCAAGGAGACUUGGUUCCCCGUCGAUGUCCUGGAAAAGCCUUCAGCUGAACUCAUCAGCACGGAAUCGCCCCCUGUCCGUCGUAUACAGGAGAUCGUACCCAAGAAGAUUAUCAAGACCCCCUCAGGGAGACUCAUCCUCGAUCUCGGCCAGAACAUGGUCGGUUGGAUGCGGUUCAAUAAACAACCCCCAGGUCCAGACGGUUCGGAGGUCGUACUGAGCCACGCCGAAGUUCUUGAACAUGGUGAAUUGGGGACUCGACCUUUGAGAGCGGCCAAAGCUCAGGACAAGGUCAUCCUCGGUGGCGAUCUGAUCGGAUACGAACCUCGGUUCACGUUUCACGGAUUUCGUUAUGUUCAGGUAGACGGUUGGUUGGAGGCCGACCUUGACCUGGAAUGCCUGACGGGAGUGGUGAUCCAUACCGACAUGGAACGUCUUGGAGACUUUGCUUGCUCGCACCCUAUGGUCGAGCAGCUGUACUCGAAUGUAAAUUGGAGCAUGAAGGGGAACUUUGUCUCGAUUCCAUCCGAUUGCCCCCAACGGGAUGAGAGACUCGGUUGGACAGGGGAUAUUCAGGUCUUUACGCCGACCGCGGCGUAUAUGUACGAUGUCGCCGGCAUCCUACAGGGUUGGCUCAAGGACGUACGCGCUGAGCAAUUGAAGCACUACAACGGAGUCGUUCCCUGGGUCGUACCGAACAUUCUACCAGUCGCGCCCUUGCCCUUUGCGAUCUGGGCGGACGUCUCGAUCUUGACCCCCUUGGACCUCUACCGCGCCUACGGAGACCCAUCGAUCUUGAGUGUCUCGCUUGAGAGCAUGAAGGUAUGGUUGGAAAAGGGUAUCCUCAGAGACGAGAAGACGGGCUUGUGGAGCCGAGAGUCGCCCCAACUGGGCGAUUGGUUGGAUCCUAAGGCCUCGCCUCAUUCGCCUGCUAUGGGAGAUACCGAUACCCAUCUCGUAGCCGACGCAUACCUCGUCAAGGUGACCGAAGCUAUGGCGGAAGUGAGCCGUGUCAUCGGCAACGAAUCAGACGUCGAUCGCUACCUGGCCGACCACAAACGAUUGAGGCAGGCGUUCCAGCAGGAAUACCUGACGCGGAACGGUCGCCUCUUGAGCGAUUCGCCAUGCGCUAUCGUACUAGCUCUCCGAUUCAACCUUAUAGACGAUCAAGAAUACAUUGCCAGUUUCAAGAAGCGUCUGGAAUGGCACCUCCGUAAAGACGUGUUCCGUGUCGCCACCGGCUUCGCCGGGACCCCGAUCAUCUUGGAUACCUUGGCGGAGAACGACAUGCUCCAUUUCGCCUAUCGUAUGCUUCAAGAAAAGGCCUGUCCGAGCUGGUUAUACCCGGUCAGCAUGGGCGCUACCACGAUCUGGGAGCGCUGGGAUUCCAUGCUUCCCGAUGGCAGCAUCAACCCCGGUCAGAUGACGUCUUUCAAUCACUACGCAUUGGGCAGCGUGGCAAACUUCCUUCAUACGGUCGUCGGCGGCCUGUCUUCCCUCGAAGCCGGAUGGAAACGCGCUCUGAUCGCUCCCAAACCCGGUGGCACCAUCACGCACGCCGAGACGUCCCAUAUGAGCCCUUAUGGGCUUUAUGAAUCGUCCUGGAAGAUCGAUCAAGGGAAACUCAAGCUUAAAGCCAGGGUGCCUCCCAACGCCUCAGCCCAAAUUGAGCUGCCAGGGCUUUCGGAAACGAUCGGAAGCGGUGUCUACGAGUUCGAGGUGGACUGGGUUCCCGACGAGCGUUGGCCGCCCAAAGGUAUUCAGUUGCCAUGCACCCAACCUAUGAUCGAUCGAUAUGUAUAAGCCGCUCGACGAUAUCACGAAGUACGCAAAACAAUAUGAAACCGCUUGCGAAAUUCUGAAA